This is a messenger RNA of Ilyonectria robusta, 2096 nucleotides long. RefSeq names its product fungal-specific transcription factor domain-containing protein. Gene Ontology annotation, cellular component: nucleus. Gene Ontology annotation, biological process: positive regulation of transcription by RNA polymerase II. The coding region runs from base 253 to 1962 and encodes 569 amino acids. Lineage: Eukaryota; Fungi; Ascomycota; Sordariomycetes; Hypocreales; Nectriaceae. The transcript has 3 exons. Gene Ontology annotation, molecular function: transcription cis-regulatory region binding; DNA-binding transcription factor activity, RNA polymerase II-specific; zinc ion binding. The record is from RefSeq and is a predicted model, not a curated record.
CAGCUUCCAGUUUUAUCCUACUGCAGCAAAAUCGGGAGAUUUUAGGAGUACAUCCCGACUAACCCAAUUUCCCGAAUCUCAUGGUGACACUUACUGCCGGCCCUGGGUGAUAUCAGAUGACCAGUAUCUCCACAGUUCACGACCCCUUCUCAUCUUCAUAGCGACAAUCUCCCCAAUCUGCCUCCCUCGCAUGGUCUUCACUGCCUCCCUGUCUCAUCCGAGCGCUCUUCCUAAAGCCAUAUACAGCUCUAAAUGAAAACACCUCUGCGAAGCAAGCAGGGCUGCUGGACUUGCCGUCUGCGAAAGAAGAAAUGCGACGAGAGACAACCGGUCUGCGCGGUGUGUGAGUCUCUGUUGAUUACGUGCUAUGGCUAUGGCCCAAAACCGGAGUGGAUGGAUGAUGGGGAGGAAGAAAAGGCCAUGAUCAGCAGCAUAAAACAUAUAGUCAAGCACACUUCGCGACGCAGAGGGCGGCGAGACACUCCGCAAACACAGAUUCAGCGGGUCGACAACGAUCAAAGCGUCCAGAACCUCGCACCCACGCCGGUUUCUAAGGUGCAGGGGGCUUCUUCACCAAACCUCAAGUCGAGUGUUGAUUCCCAAGCUGCCGCUCGAGACGAGCAUUCUCAAAUGCGGUCAAUUGGGAGCUCCAUUAACUCCAUCCCCGAGUCGUCGGCGAUCCCAGCUAGUGAAGCAGUACUUCUGAUGCAUUUCUUGGAUAACGUCUUCCCUUUGCAGUUCCCAAUGUACCAAUCAGGAAUCGCUGAAGGCGGGCGAGGCUGCUUUCUUUCUCUCAUACUUCGCAAGAAACCUCUACUCCAUGCGGUUCUAUGUCUCAGUGUUUAUCAUAGGGAGACAGUGUUAGCAGCAUCAUCUGCUCCGCACGGCGAAGUUAACUGGGACAGGCUUGAGGAGCACCACGCGAUCUGCUUAGCAGAGCUGCAAAAGGCCAUUGGAAAUAUGGACCGAUCGGUGAGCGAAAGUUGCACAAAGGAUGGUCUAGGUAUCGCAGCUUCAAUGAUGCAGCUCAUUUUUUUCGAGCUUUUCGUAGGCAAGACCAAUAUGUGGCAGAUGCAUCUUCGUGCGGCUACAGAUCUUCUAGACGAAGGAUAUAGCGGGCAAUCGGCUCUGCUCAUCAAGUUUUUAACAGCACCAGAAGCAAACGGAACCUCGGAUGCAGAGCCACUGGAAUAUGAUCCCCCAAGUCCCGAGCAGGAAGUGAUGAUGAAACUCUUUGUUGGGGUGGUAAUUUGGCUCGACAUCAUCGCCAGCGUCACGACAGGGACCACACCUCGUCUGCUCUCUUUGCACCGUUUCGUUCUGUCUCCUGGCUCUCAAAUCCAAUUGGAAAAUAUCAUGGGCUGCCAAAACUGGCCGAUGCUUCAAAUCGCUCGCAUUGCCGCACUGCACGAAUAUAAAUAUCAGGCGCUUCGGGACGGCUGCUUUGAAACGGCCAAAUUCGAGUCAACGGCGGACGACAUCAAGAAGAUUCUUCGACGAGGACUGUCCGAGGGAUUCUUGAGAUACCUAACCGUCUCGGAUUCCGAUCCCGACCCGGUACACAGUGCAGACAUACCUCUACCACUCCUGAUCACCCAUCUGUUUGCACUAACAGCAUGCAUAUACUUACAUGUGGUUGUUUCCGGAUUCCAAAUUGAUGGGGAGGAUUUGAAGUCGACACUUGCUGAAGCCAUGAUGGUUAUUCGUGAAAAGAUCCCCCAGAACAUGUGGCACGUCAUCGUAUGGCCGUUAUAUGUCACGGGGACCGUCGCAAGCGAAGAGGAAAAGGAGCUCUUUAGAAGCAUUUUCCGCUCUCCUCCGCUGCUAAAUCCAUCGCUGGAGCAUCGACGAAGGAUCUUGCCUCUCUUGGAAGAGACGUGGUGUAUGAGAGAAACGACUGCUAGGUGGUGGGAUUGGGAAAGCAGCGUCCGGCCGUUGAACAACAGCCUUCUGCUUCUAUGAGUAGGACCAAUUCUGUUGUCGCAAUAUUUGAGUUUUCUUUUAGCCUUCCUCAAUAUUAUUACAUAGAUUAAAUUCAUAUAGUAGCUGCCCACAAUAGGGACACACAUACCUAGUACUGGAAGAUAUAGUAGCCA